GGGAAGCGAGCGUAGAUGCAUCGCUCGAUUGUCUAGGCGCGCCAGUGGAUAGCGAUGAAUCUUUCGCUACUCGACCCCUUCCAGAACGAUUUCCCAGAAGUGAUCGAAGAGUUCCUGGAGCACGGGAUCACCAAGAGCAUUGCCUUCAAUCGGCGUGGAACGCUACUGGCAGCUGGCUGUGCCGAUGGCUCCUGCGUGAUCUGGGACUUCCACACGCGAGGCGUGGCCGCCGAGCUUCGUGACAAGAGCUGCUCCUCUCCAGUGACGAGCGUCAGCUGGUCCAAAUGCGGCCACCACCUCGUAGCGGCAGCCAUGGACAAAUCACUCUCCUGCUGGGACGUUGCCAAAGGCGUCAAGAUCGCUUCCACCACCCUCCAUCAAACAGCUCUCCACGCUCGCUUCCAUCCGGGGAGGAAGAGGCCGCUCCUCUGCCUUGCAUGCCCGCUCUCCAGCGCUCCACUUCUCAUCGAUCUCUCGACUGGUGAGAGCUACCAGCUUCCACUCUCGGCGUCACCCAAAACUCCGGAAGCCGCCACUGGCCAAGCUGCAAAGGGAAAGGCAGAGGCGAGCUCGUACUCUUUCUCCGGAGCGAGCUUUAACAAGAAGGGCGAUCUCAUCUUCGUUGGGAACUCCAAGGGGGAGGUGUUGAUCGUGGAUACAGAGACACGGCAGGUCCGGAGGACUGUGCAAGUCCCGGGUGGUGCGACUGUCCGACAGAUUGUUUUUAGCCGAAAUGGACACUACGUGCUCACGAACUCGUCGGACCGUGUGAUCCGGGUUUUCGAGAACUUGCUGCCGAGAGAAAAUGCUGCGGCAGCGCUAGCGGAAGAUCCCGAAAAGUGCGACGUCUUGAGCAGUCCCAAGGAGUUCUCGGACGGUGUUUUGAAGGCGGUGUGGAAGACUGCCUGCUUCAGCAACGAUGCCGAGUUUGUUGUUGCUGCUUCCGGUGCGAAAGGAGAGCACAAGAUACAGGUGUGGAACCGGGAGUUCGGUCAGCUGGCAAGGAUGCUCGAGUGUCCCAAGGAAGGCCUCAUCGACAUAGCUUGGCACCCGACUCGAUCUAUUCUGGCUUCGGUCUCCAUGUCAGGCUUGAUAUAUAUCUGGGCGAAAGACUACACGGAGAACUGGAGCGCGUUUGCUCCAGAUUUUCGAGAGCUGGAAGAGAACGAGGAGUACGUCGAAAGGGAGGAUGAGUUCGAUUUGAAUGCUGAGGCUGAGAAGGCUAAACCAGUGCAAGCUGACAAUGAUGCUGAUAUUGAUAUUACAACAACGGAGAAAGUGGCUGUUUUCAGUGACUCGGACGAGUCUCAAGAUAAUCUCUACUUUCUACCGACUGUUCCUCAACCCGACAGUCCUGUUCCAGAAGAACCAUCGCAAGCUCCAGCCAGCCCACCCAAAGUCCAGGCGAGCCAUCCUUCCGAGUCGAACGAUUCUCCAGAGUCGGAGGAGCAAAACCAGAUUGAGCUGACGACGAUUGUUCAACAGAGCGCAUCUCCACCAGAAGAGGAGGUCGGAGCAAAUGGUAGAAUCAAGAGGAAAAGGAAGCUGUCCGAGAAGGCUGCCGAGUUGCAAGCCGAGAUCGGCCGCAAGUCAAAAACGAAGGGUGUCAAGACCAAGUCGACGAGAAGUGUGAAUGGCGGCGAAGAGGAUGAGGCACAAGAGGACAUACAAGAGGAGCCUUCCCCAUCUCUGGGCUUGAAGAAGCUUAACAAGAGGCCGCAAAGGGUGAAACAGGUUUCCAGCUUAAGAGAAAACACCGGCGACCCGCCCUGAGAAGAGCAGCAUCGCUUGUAUUCUACUCCGAGAGAGCUAACAUUCUAAUUCAGGUACUCGUUUGAAAGAAUCCGAAGUUCUCAUUCUCUCGUGUU
This is a messenger RNA of Selaginella moellendorffii, 1868 nucleotides long. RefSeq names its product protein RBL. The transcript has 6 exons. The coding region runs from base 55 to 1773 and encodes 572 amino acids. Gene Ontology annotation, cellular component: Set1C/COMPASS complex. NCBI's taxonomy places the organism in Eukaryota, Viridiplantae, Streptophyta, Lycopodiopsida, Selaginellales, Selaginellaceae. Gene Ontology annotation, molecular function: protein binding. The record is from RefSeq and is a predicted model, not a curated record.